GUCUAAAUUAAAAAGUUUCCCCGCCCUCAAUAUACACACAUAUCGCUCUGGAAAAGACAAAAAAAAAAAAACAACGAAAAGCAAAAAAAACCGCAAAACAAACAUAGAGAAAAUGUUAAAAAAAUCGAACCAAAUUGUUGAGACUGUUGUCUGGUUGCAGUUGCAUUCGCAUUGAAGGAGGCUCGGCCGAUCAUCCGACCCGUAAUCCCGAUCACCUCAGAGCUCCAGCAUCGAAGCACCCGACCACCCAAUCCCACCCAGUAACCCAUCCACUCCCAAGGGAGUCCAGUUAGUUAACCAUCUAGUCAGGGAGGAACAGUGAUAGCAGUUGAUCGUUGGUCGUCGCGCGUUGUAGCAGAAAAUUGAAUUUACUUUUGCAUUCUCGAUACUCAUAGUGUUUUUUCUCCACAUCUCUUCCCUUCUGACCCCCCAUCCCCACCCUUCACAUAUAUCCUAUAUAUAUAUAUUGUAACCCCGUUCGCUGUAUCUGCACACUGAUUUCGAUACGGACCGCGGACAGUAGUUGGUUGGCAGUGCGCUGCGACCACAGCUAAAAACAGCACCACGGCAGCCGGCAACGGAAACGGAAACAUCAGCGGAAGCGGUAGCGGUAGCGGUAACGGAUUCCGGCGCAGAAGAGAAAGUGGCUACCAUGCGGCGAUGGCUCGUCCGCUGCUCCUGCUCCUGCCCAUCCUACUCGUCCUGCUCCUUGCCGCCCAGUUGCCCCACCUCGCCGAGGGGCGCAGCACCACCAGCAGCGGCGGUCUAACGGUUAUCGAUAGCGAGCGCCUGCGCAUUCGCACCACCUCCAGUACGGCUUCAGCUCAGCAUCCCAAUCAGGGCACGAUCCCUGCCAGCGCCGCUAGUCCGCGCAAGCGCCACAGAAAGCGGAACAGCAACUGGAUCGACUAUCGCAACUUCGACGAGAACACCACCGCCCUGGAGUGGGCCAAUCCCUGCGGUGGCAACUAUCAUCCCUCGGCGGGUGAUCGCUUCAAUCGCCAGCGUCCCAGGCAGAGCUUCAAUCAGCUGAAGCGCCACGCCUUUCGGGAGUACCGCAGCCUAAACAGUAGCCAGGACUCGGCCAUAGAUAUCCGCAACAUGACCAUGUGGUCCCUCCACACGCACAACUACAAGUUCCUGCCCAAGCUCAAGCCCAAUUCCACGAUUGCCCUAAAGCGCUGGUACCGCAACAUGCAAACUUACGUGGCCAGCUUUGCGUAUCUGAGGCGCCAGCAGAUCCGCUGGGAUCAGCGGUCCAUCACCCGCGAGUCCAGCACCGCCCGCGAGCUGCGCGAGCUGCUCCUGAGCUCGCGGCGCAUCCUCUGCGAGCUGGAGACAGCCGUCAACCAGACGCAGAGUCCGCGCCAGAAGCAGCGGCGCAGUGGUGCGGCGGUCACAGCAGUUGGCGGCACCACCAUGCUGGGUCAGCAGCUGCCACAGAUCUCGCGUCUCGAGAUGAACAAGCGUUUGAAGCUGCGCUCCAAGACGAGUGGGCCCGGUAUGGGUGGUGCUGCUUCCAGUGCAUCCAUGGCGGCGGGCGAGGCGGACUCGAUCGAUAUGCGCUUUGUGAAGCACCACUACUACGACUUUUUGCGCACCAUGUACCAGCUGCUGCGGCGGGAUGGCAAGCGGGUAAGGAGUCGGCCACGGAAGCACCACAAGAAGCAGCAGAGGAGCCAGAAAAAGUUGCUACAGCAGCAGCAGCAGCUGGCGGAUCAACUGGAGCAGCGUUGGCGCAGCUCCACCUUGAAUGGCAAGGAGUUCAACGAGGUAUCCAAGCCAGUGGCCGGUGGUGCUGCUGGAGUUGCAGAUGUUGCAGGUGUUUCCGGUGGUGGAAGCAACCAAUUUGCACGUGGCAGACGUGGAAAGCGCCAGUCGAAGCGCGUGCAGCGCACGUGAAAUAGCAUACACAACAUUCCCAUAUCUUUCCAUUUCCCCUUACCUCAGGACUCGCCCCUUUCCUCUGUUCUACAAACCCCUAGCCUCAAAUCCUUAAUUUAACCGUUAAUUGAUCGAUAGUAGCUUAAGUAAAUUAUUUGAUUGACAGCACAUAGUCUCUGUUCUCGAAUUCAUUGCAAGUAUUACCACAUUCCGUAUUUAUUGACAUUCGUCGAGAGUGAGAGAGAGGGAGAGAGAGAGAAAUAGAGAGAGAGAUAUAGUUAUAUAGCAUACGAAACCACAAUCUGCAGUUGCCGUUCUAGUCACAUAAGAGCAACCGCCAACCACCACCCACUGGAAAGUAUUAUUCGCCACGCCCGCUUUGUAGCCCAUUCCGCACCCGCAUCGAGUACUAUGUGACCCCCAGUAGGCUAAGCUAACCCAUGGCAUUCAUGAUCAUAAUUCCAUAUCCAUAUCCUUUAGGCUAAACUUUGAUCCUAAGGCACACACACACACAUUUUUUUUUUUUCGUAGGCUAGCUUGUGUUUCGACAUCUGUGAUAUAGUGCUUGACUAGUUCGUAUUUAACCUAAUUGUACAUAUAUAUUAUAUAUAGAUCGCAUUGGGGUGGCAUGUGGCCGCAUCCAUGCCUUCGUAGUCCUAAGCUCGCCCUUAGAAAUCGAUUUUCGUAUUUAUAGAACCGACCGACAUAUGACUAAGCCAGCAGCGGAAUAAAGCGAACAAUAAACUGAAUUGAAUUUG
Molecule: messenger RNA, 2642 nt
Organism: Drosophila melanogaster (fruit fly)
Lineage: Eukaryota; Metazoa; Arthropoda; Insecta; Diptera; Drosophilidae
Gene: upd1
Product: unpaired 1
Exons: 3
Coding region: 661-1902 (413 amino acids)
Biological process (GO): cell surface receptor signaling pathway via JAK-STAT; embryonic development via the syncytial blastoderm
Source: RefSeq, marked reviewed